AAAUUAAUGCUAAAAGUCAAGCACAGUUUUUUUGUCAUCAGCCCGGCCGUGCAACCUUAUCAGGCAGUGUGGACAAAAAAAUGAAAGUCACUAUCAUUACUUCUUAGCUGAAAAAUCCAUGAAUAUGGAAAUAGGCUUCCCAUUUUGCACUAUUGCCUUUUUUCUCUCCAUUUUUUUCGUUCUAAAAUUGCAAAAUGCAAGAAAUAAAAAACUUCCUCCUAGUCCACCAUCUCUACCAAUUAUUGGACAUCUCCAUCUCCUCAAAUCCCCUAUCCACAAAACUUUUAAAUCGCUUUCAUGCAAAUAUGGUCCCAUUAUUUUCCUCCGUUUUGGGACUUGUCCAGUUAUUGUCAUAUCUUCUCCUUCAAUUGCCGAACAGUGUUUCACAAAAAAUGACAUUAUUUUUGCAAAUCGACCAAAAUCUCUCGUUACUAAACACCUUGGCUAUAACCAGACCACCAUUGGAUUCUCCCCUCACGGUGACCAUUGGCGUAAUCUCCGCCGCAUUGCUAGUAGUCAAAUCUUCUCCACCGUCAGCCUUAACUAUUCCUCCGCCGUCCGUACAGAAGAAGUCCGUUACGUGAUUAAAAAAUUAGUCCUGGAUUACAAAGGAGGAAUUGCCAAGAAAGUGAACUUGAAUUUUUUGUUUGAGAAAUUAGUGUACGAUGUGUUAACAAAGAUGGUCGCAGGUAAACGUUGGAGCGAGUCAACUCAUGAAAUGUUUGGCCCAACUAUGGUUAUGACUAUUUGUGAUUAUUUUCCAGUACUUCAGUGGAUUGGAUUUCAGGGGUUGGAGAAGAAUUUGGUUGAGAUCAAGAAAACAAGAGAUAAAUUUCUUCAAACUCUAAUCGAUGAAUGUCGAAAGAGCAGAGCUGAUGAUUCAUCUUUGGUUGAGCAGAAAAAGACAAUUAUAGACGCUUUGUUAUGUUUACAAAAAGCCCAGCCUGAAUGUUACACUGAUGACAUUAUCAAGGGUGUCAUAAUGGUAAUGUUCACGGCUGGGACACAUACUUCAGCUGUAACAAUGGAGUGGGCAAUGUCACUGUUAUUAAAUCAUCCAGAGGUAAUGAAAAAGGCGAAGCUCGAAAUCAACAACCUCGUUGGAGAAAGGCGUUUUUUAGAGGAAUCGGACAUCCUUAAACUACCCUAUUUACGUUGUAUAAUCAAUGAGACAUUGAGAUUAUUUCCUGCUGGACCGCUUUUAGUGCCUCAUUUUUCAUCACAAGAUUCUAUAAUUGAAGGAUACCAUAUUCCUAAAGGUACAAUACUGUUUGUGAAUGUUUGGGAAAUUCAAAGGGAUCCUAAACUUUGGGAAGAACCAAAUAAGUUUAAGCCAGAGAGAUUUGAAGGAAUGGAAGGGGGAAUUGAAGGGUGUAAGUUUAUACCAUUUGGUAUGGGGAGAAGGGCUUGUCCUGGUUCUGGCCUUGCUAUGAGAUUGAUUGGGCUUGUUUUGGGCUUGUUUAUUCAGUGUUUUGAGUGGCAAAGAGUUGGGCCUGAAUAUGUGGGCUUAGAUGAAAGUUGUGGGCUGAUGUUAAACAAGCGAGAUCCUUUGGAGGCAUUAUACAGGCCCAGAGAAUCCAUGGCCGUAUCACUUUCUCAGCUUUGAGAAGAAAACAAAAACGAGAAGGAAAAAAAAGAGGAGGAAUUUCUACUGACCUAAAAUGAAUCUAAUCAUGGUUUAGUGGUUAUACAAAUGUGAACUAAUUAGUUUGGUAAGCUCAAAUUAAUAUCUUUUUGUUGGUUCGUCAUUUAGUUUGUAUCCCACACAAAAAAGAAGUUAUCUCUCAAUUAAUGAAAAUCAAAGUUAAGUUUCCUCCGUUCA
Molecule: messenger RNA, 1822 nt
Organism: Nicotiana tabacum (common tobacco)
Lineage: Eukaryota; Viridiplantae; Streptophyta; Magnoliopsida; Solanales; Solanaceae
Product: cytochrome P450 81Q32-like
Molecular function (GO): iron ion binding; heme binding; monooxygenase activity
Source: RefSeq, a predicted model, not a curated record